Molecule: messenger RNA, 1068 nt
Organism: Trichomonas vaginalis G3
Lineage: Eukaryota; Parabasalia; Trichomonadida; Trichomonadidae
Exons: 1
Coding region: 1-1068 (355 amino acids)
Source: RefSeq, a predicted model, not a curated record
AUGGUCACGGUUGUAAUAAUGUGUAUUUCCUACUCAAUGACAAUAGAUGAACAAAUUAUUGAAUGUAAAUCUUGCCCAAAAUGGGAGAAUGUUUCUCAAUGGUCCGAAUUUCAAGAUAACAUUAUUACUGCGAUAAAUAGAUCAAAGUCUCGAGUCCUUAUUUCAGCUCCAGGAAAAACUUUAUCAAUAAACAAAAAAUUCUUCGAUGCAUUGAAAAAUUCACAAAAGAACAAAGCGUAUGUAUCAAUAAUUGUCUCAGAAAACACUACUAAAGAAAUUUUAACAAAAAAUAAUUUUGAUAAUAUUACGUUGUAUCCAAAUUUACGGUAUGACUGUAUUAUCAUAGAUAACAGAGCGUUUAUGUAUGCACCUAUUUUCAUUGAUAAUUACACAACAAAAGGAACUCUCUCAUAUUUGAAGAUCAACGACUGUUAUACAGCAAUUGAUGAUCUUGUCAACUUCUUCAACUAUCAAUGGAGAGAAAUGAAUUUAGAAACCAACACAAAAAGUGAAAUUUUACCAUUAUCACUUAUGGCAAAGACUUCAAGUAAAUUGCCAUUAUCGAUCAAUGAAACAAACGAAUCUCUCUACUUUUUCCAUAAUUCUCCGCUUGGAGGAGAAGUUGGAAGGCUAAAUACUUCGAUAAUAAUUCCAUCUUUCUUCGAUCCAAGUAACACGACAUAUCUAUUCUUAGGUUCGAUACCAACGAAUGAUAUUUCAACAACAGACAUCUCAUUUUAUUCAAAAUACAAACAAAUUUUGAUGAGAAACCGCUACAUUCUAUUUUUAAUGCCAUUUACGAACAAUACAGAGAUUCUUGACAAUAUACUUCCAUUGCGAGCAUUCAGAAAUGCAGAAAUACGCUUUUAUUCAAAAGAACACAAAGGACCAAAUUAUAUGAUCACAGACAACAACGUAAUCAUAUUUUCACAUGCGCUUAAUGGUUAUGCAGUUUCUCAUUAUGUUGGAUUGCAUUUUACAACAAAUUCGGAAGAAUUCAGGAAUAUUUCGAUGAAAAGAUUUAACAAUGUAUGGGAAACUGUAUCAAACUCAACUGAUAUUAUAUAA